GCUCGCAACAACUCAGCGUAUCCUGCACAUCCAGAGAAAGCUUUCUUUCAACGAGAUUGCAAGUGUUCCAGCUACGCCACUGCAAUUAGGCCGAGCUGCCAUUACUCGGUAUGAGUCCCCAGCAUGCCAGCACCCAUGGGGUCUCUGACGCCGACGUCAACGUAUACGACCCUCAGCCAAGACCCGAGAGCCAGGAAGAAAGGACAGGAGAGGGUUUUGCGGAACAGGAGUCUGUCGACGAACGUGAUGCCAUCGCGCAAGAUGCUCGCAGCGAACACGAUGGAAACAGGGAACGACAGCUGACGCAAGAAGAGCAAGGAAAGGACGGUGGCCAAGCGCCUAAGAAGAGGGGCCUUUUUUCCAAAAGGAAAGGUGGAACGAAGCACAGAGAUGCAACUCCACUUUCAAACCUGAGCACCUCUGGACAUAGAGACGGAUUACCCUCAAACCCGUUCAGCGUCACCGUAGCAAAUUCGUUCACCACAUUCCCGCCUCCGCCUAGAGUGGCCCAGCAUGCCACUCGCAUGGAGCAGCGUCGCGCACAUCGCGAGUGCGAUGCCGAAAGAGCUCCUAGCAUGAAAUUGGACGGCAGUAAAGGUCCGGGACAUGGACAGAAUCUAGUCCAGCGGGCCAUAUCAAUCGCCGAGUGGGAAGACGACGGAAAAGAAGACCAUAUCGCCGGAAGUCGUCACUUUCAUGACGUGCAGCGGCACCCUGCCGCUAGGAGACUGAAUGCCAUUGGUCGCGAUAUGUUCGAGGGGGGCAAUGGUCACAUAGAUGCGCAGUUCUCGAGGAUCUCUCCUGAAUACGCAGCGCAGAUUGCCGUCAACCGAGCGCGGCUUGAUCGGAUAUAUUAGUGGCGAGACAGUAUGGGAAUUCCUCUCGCAUGGAUGUGGUCUCAGGCGAUGUAGUGCAAGGUUGCAAACGUAGAUGUGUACAGUAAUCUGAGUUGCCCUAGGGUAGGCAUUCGAUCCCGGCUGGUGCAAGCCUUCGCUCACGUCUGAUCUACAUGUUGAAACAAGAUCGAUG
Paraphaeosphaeria sporulosa is the source of this 1029-nucleotide messenger RNA. RefSeq lists its product as uncharacterized. NCBI's taxonomy places the organism in Eukaryota, Fungi, Ascomycota, Dothideomycetes, Pleosporales, Didymosphaeriaceae. The record is from RefSeq and is a predicted model, not a curated record. The transcript has a single exon. The coding region runs from base 111 to 857 and encodes 248 amino acids.